Molecule: messenger RNA, 2282 nt
Organism: Eubalaena glacialis (North Atlantic right whale)
Lineage: Eukaryota; Metazoa; Chordata; Mammalia; Artiodactyla; Balaenidae
Gene: USP14
Product: ubiquitin specific peptidase 14
Exons: 16
Coding region: 192-1676 (494 amino acids)
Biological process (GO): protein deubiquitination; proteasome-mediated ubiquitin-dependent protein catabolic process; regulation of proteasomal protein catabolic process
Molecular function (GO): proteasome binding; cysteine-type deubiquitinase activity; protein binding
Source: RefSeq, a predicted model, not a curated record
GCUGGCGGACGGCGUGUUACUGCGUCAUCGCCAGUGGCCGGUUUGAAUGAGGCUCUCGUCGUACCGUGUCUGCCGCCACCACCGCGCCUCCGCAUCGGCCGCCGCCACAGCUUCUUCGCGGCCCUUUCCUUUCGCCGCCCUUGCCAGGCCCAGCCUUCCUGCGCCGCCGCCGCCUCCUAGCGCGCCCCGCCAUGCCGCUCUACUCCGUUACUGUGAAAUGGGGAAAGGAGAAAUUUGAAGGUGUAGAAUUGAAUACUGAUGAACCUCCGAUGGUGUUCAAGGCUCAGCUUUUUGCACUGACUGGAGUCCAGCCGGCCAGACAGAAGGUUAUGGUGAAAGGAGGAACAUUGAAGGAUGAUGAUUGGGGAAACAUCAAAAUAAAAAAUGGAAUGACGUUACUAAUGAUGGGGUCAGCAGAUGCUCUUCCUGAGGAACCCUCAGCUAAAACUGUCUUUGUAGAAGACAUGACAGAAGAACAGUUAGCAUCUGCUAUGGAAUUACCAUGUGGAUUGACAAACCUUGGUAACACUUGUUACAUGAAUGCUACAGUUCAGUGUAUUCGUUCUGUACCUGAACUCAAAGAUGCCCUUAAAAGGUAUGCAGGUGCCUUGAGAGCUUCAGGGGAAAUGGCUUCAGCACAGUAUAUUACUGCAGCCCUUAGAGAUUUGUUUGAUUCCAUGGAUAAAACUUCUUCUAGUAUUCCACCUAUUAUUCUACUGCAGUUUUUGCACAUGGCUUUUCCACAGUUUGCGGAGAAGGGCGAACAAGGACAAUAUCUUCAACAGGAUGCUAAUGAAUGUUGGAUACAAAUGAUGCGAGUAUUGCAACAGAAAUUGGAAGCUGUAGAGGAUGAUACUGUUAAAGAGACAGAUUCUUCAUCUGCACCAGCAGUGACACCUUCUAAAAAGAAAAGUUUAAUUGAUCAGUUCUUCGGAGUUGAAUUUGAAACUACCAUGAAAUGUACAGAAUCUGAAGAAGAAGAAGUCAGUAAAGGAAAGGAAAGUCAGCUUCAGCUUAGCUGUUUUAUCAAUCAAGAAGUCAAGUAUCUUUUUACAGGACUUAAGUUGCGACUUCAGGAAGAAAUCACCAAACAGUCUCCAACAUUGCAAAGAAAUGCUUUGUACAUCAAAUCUUCCAAGAUCAGCCGGUUGCCUGCUUACUUGACUAUUCAGAUGGUUCGAUUUUUUUAUAAAGAGAAGGAAUCUGUGAAUGCCAAAGUUCUUAAGGAUGUUAAAUUUCCUCUUAUGUUGGAUGUGUACGAACUAUGUACACCAGAACUUCAAGAGAAAAUGAUUUCUUUUCGAUCAAAAUUCAAGGAUCUGGAAGAUAAAAAAGUAAAUCAGCAGCCAAAGACAAGUGACAAAAAGAGUAGUCCCCCCAAAGAAGUUAAGUAUGAACCCUUUUCUUUUGCUGAUGACAUUGGCUCCAAUAAUUGUGGAUACUAUGACUUACAAGCAGUGCUAACACAUCAGGGAAGAUCUAGCUCUUCAGGUCAUUAUGUAUCAUGGGUGAAAAGGAAACAAGAUGAAUGGAUUAAGUUUGAUGAUGAUAAGGUCAGCAUCGUGACACCAGAGGAUAUCUUGAGGCUUUCUGGUGGUGGAGACUGGCAUAUAGCUUAUGUUCUACUCUAUGGGCCUCGCAGAAUUGAAAUAAUGGAAGAGGAAAGUGAACAGUAAUCUUCAUUUUAGCUAUUUAUGCUUAGGUGUGAAAUAAAUGUUGUUUGUUGAUCAUUUCUAUAACCCAGAGCUUUAAAGGAAGAUUUUUAGGUGGUUUUACAUGUUUCCCCUCAUGUGGAACAAAAGAGGGCAGAAGCAGACCACUCUGUGUUAUCGACCUAAAAAAUAACAGAAAAGAGAAUAUUGCCUUUGGACUGUGCUGCCCUAUAUAAAGGUGACAGGAAGACAUUUUUAAAAAGCUUAUUUCUUGGAUUAAUUUUUAAAAAUUAUGAGUUGAAAUGCCUUUCAACCAUUACCUUCUGUGAUAAUUUUUCUUCCUGUCUUUUUCAGCCCAAGAUUCAGCAAUCAGAUGUUUAUUGCACACCUAGUACUCUAUUAUUUGUUGUUUUUGCAUGGUUCAAACCACCAGUGAUUCAGUAGCUGCCCAUCCUUUGCAUUAUCUAACAAAAAUUUUGCCAGGACGGUGGAAAGGAAGUUAAGUGUUGAUCUCAUUGUGUAACUCUGCUGCUGUUCCCAUCCCAUGGAAACAUGGGUACAAUCAAGUAUUUGUCCAGCCUGACUGUUGCUGGCUUUUCAUGACUUUAAAAUAAAUUGUGAUCAAUAAUA